Xyrauchen texanus (razorback sucker) is the source of this 4675-nucleotide messenger RNA. It is a transcript of the gene appb, whose product is annotated as amyloid beta (A4) precursor protein b. Gene Ontology annotation, molecular function: signaling receptor activator activity; heparin binding; serine-type endopeptidase inhibitor activity. The coding region runs from base 163 to 2475 and encodes 770 amino acids. The record is from RefSeq and is a predicted model, not a curated record. Gene Ontology annotation, biological process: axonogenesis; central nervous system development. NCBI's taxonomy places the organism in Eukaryota, Metazoa, Chordata, Actinopteri, Cypriniformes, Catostomidae. The transcript has 17 exons. Gene Ontology annotation, cellular component: Golgi apparatus; early endosome; cell surface.
UCAGCUGACUGACUUUUACUGGAGCAGCUAUGUGCAGUCGCUUUCUGUCUAUCGCGCAUUCUCAUAAAGCACAACCAGCAUAGGCGAUAGGGAACAGAAACCUCCUGAUCCGCUCAGGACAUUAUUUAUCCAUCUGGACGUGCUGCGUUAGGGGACACGGGCAUGGCCAUGGACCGAACGCCAUUCCUGCUGUUAAUGCUGACGACUUUGUCGCUCGCCAUCGAGGUGCCAUCGGAUGACUCGGUGGGCUUGUUGGCGGAGCCCCAGGUGGCCAUGUUCUGUGGGAAGCUCAACAUGCAUAUAAACGUCCAGAGCGGCAAGUGGGAGCCAGAUCCAACUGGCACCAAGACCUGCAUCGGCACCAAAGAGGGCAUCCUUCAGUAUUGCCAAGAGGUCUACCCAGACCUGCAGAUUACUAAUGUAGUGGAGGCCAACCAGCCUGUCAGCAUCCAGAACUGGUGCAAAAUGGGUCGCCCCCAAUGCCGCAGUCACACACACAUUGUGGUCCCCUACCGCUGCCUAGUUGGGGAGUUUGUGAGCGAUGCCCUGCUCGUCCCAGAUAAGUGUAAAUUCCUGCACCAGGAGCGAAUGGACAUGUGUGAGAGUCAUUUGCAUUGGCACACAGUGGCCAAAGAGUCCUGCAGCGAUCGCUCCAUGAAUCUCCACAACUAUGGCAUGCUUCUGCCGUGUGGCAUUGACCGUUUUCGUGGUGUAGAGUUUGUCUGCUGCCCUGUGGAGGAGCAGAAAGAGUUGGACAGCGAGGAGCAGGAGGAGGCCAACUCAGAUGUUUGGUGGGGUGGUGCAGAGUCUGAGUAUACAGACAGCAGCGUGUUAAGAGAACAGGUGACAAACAAACCAGAGCCUGCCACGACCGAGGAUGAUGAGGAAAAUAAUAAUAAUGAAGAAGAGGAGGUCUGGGACAAAGAUGAGGAUGGUGACGGCGAAGAUGAUGAAGACGACGAGGAGGAUGAUGACGAUGAAGACACUACAGAAGAACAGGACACCAGUGAGCAGACCUCCAACAUAGCCAUGACAACCACCACCACUACCACCACAGAGUCUAUAGAGGAGGUUGUGCGAGCGGUGUGCUGGGCCCCUGCCCGAACAGGUCCUUGCCAUGCCAAGCUGCCUCGCUGGUAUUUUGUUGCGGAGACAGGCCGAUGCACCCCCUUCAUCUUUGGGGGUUGCGGGGGCAACCGCAAUAACUUUGAAUCAGAGGAGUACUGCAUGGCUGUCUGCAGCAGCAGUGUGUUGCCCACCAUGGCCCCGAGCCCCGCUGAUGCUGUGGAUGGAUACUUGGAAGCUCCAGGAGAUAUGAAUGAGCACACCCGCUUCCAGAAGGCCAAGGAGAGCCUGGAGGCCAAACACAGAGAGAAAAUGUCAGAGGUGAUGAGAGAAUGGGAGGAGGCAGAGAGACAGGUUAAGAAUCUUCCUCGUGCUGAUAAAAAGACCAUCAUUCAGCGCUUUCAGGAGAGGGUGGAAGCAUUGGAGAAGGAGGCUGCCAGUGAGAGACAGCAACUGGUGGAGAGUCACAUGGCACAAGUGGAAGCCCUGCUUAUCAACCGUCGUCGCCAGGCUCUGGAAAGCUACUUGAACGCCCUGCAUUCUGACCAACCACGGCCUCGUCAGGUCCUUAAUUUGUUGAAGAAGUACAUCCGUGCGGAGCAGAAAGACAGACAGCACCUUCUCAAACACUUUGAGCAUGUUCGCGAGGUGGAUCCCAAGAAGGCGUCUCAGCUUCGACCCUUCUUGAUGACCAACCUGCGUGUGAUUAAAGAACGUAUGAACCAGUUCUUGGGUGACCUCUACAAGGUUCCACAAGUGGCUGCUGAAAUCCAGGACCAAGUGGCAAUGCUGAUGCAACGUGACCAGGCAGAAGUCACUCAACAGCUGUCCUCGCUCCAGAGUAAGAUGAGGGUGAGCUACGGGAAUGACGCACUUAUGCCUGACCUGCCUGACAGCACCAUUCCGCUGGACACCCUGCCUCCAGAGGAGGACGGCCUUGGCUUCCACCCCGAAAGUUUCAACCAGCCCAACACUGACAACCAAAAAGAAAAAGACCAAGGACAGCCAAGUAGGACUAAGUUUCCCUUGGACAAUGUUGAACCUGUAGAUGCCCGUCCAAUUCCAGAAAGGGAUCUGCCCACAAGACCUGAAAUUCCAAUGGUUCGGCUGGACAUUGAGGAAAGGCAUAACGCUGGUUAUGAUGUCCGUGACAAGAGAUUGAUGUUCCUUGCAGAAGACAUGGGCUCUAAUAAAGGAGCUAUCAUUGGGCUGAUGGUGGGUGGAAUUGUCAUCGCCACUGUCAUUGUAAUCACACUUGUUAUGCUAAGGAAGAAGCAGUAUACUUCCAUCCACCAUGGGGUCAUUGAGGUGGAUGCAGCAGUGACCCCUGAGGAACGGCAUCUCACUAAGAUGCAGCAGAAUGGCUACGAGAACCCCACAUACAAGUUCUUUGAGCAGAUGCAUAACUAAAGAACCACUUUAGAACUCUGCACUCCCCCACCCCACCACCAUCACCCCACUGCAUCAGGACAGAGAACACAGAGUUGACCAAUAGUUUGAAUGAAGGAUCAGUCUGUCACUAUGGAGAUGAGAGUGGAUUCCAUCACAUGACCAUUCCAUCCAACUGAACAAGUUAUUUGUCCUUGUUGCCCAUCCAGCCAUCUGUCCAUCUGAUGGUCCAUCUGUGUGCUCCAGUGCUCUUGCACCUGUCCAUCACAGUACUAUGCGGUGAACAAAGUGUCUUCUGCUCUGUUCUCUUUGCCCAUCCUUUCCUUUUAAUCUACCCAUAAUCCUUGUCUCCUCACCUCCAUCCAUCCUAUCUUUUAUCUCCUCUCUUUUAGCUCUAUUUUUCUCUAUUGUUGCUCUCUUGCAACUUCUUUUAGGGGAUAGAUGACCCAAUGAUAUAAAUUGUCAUCAUUUACUCAUCCUCAUGUUCUGCAAAUCCUGUAUGACUUUGGUAUCACAAAUGGAGAUGUUAAGCAGAAUGACAACCUAUGGCAAAAAGAUGCAAAUAAAGUGAAUGGUGACUGAGGCUGUUCUUAACAUUCUGUGUAUUAUCUCCUUUAGAAUGGAACAAAAUUAGUAUAUGACUUUAAGCACUUAUAUUUCCUCUUCUUUUUGCACAUUUUCCUUCUUCCCUCUUAUUUCCUCUUACCUGGGCACUCAGAUGCUUCAUUGGCUAAAUGAGGAUCCAACCACUGCAAAAACCAAUUGCAGAUAAAUGUACAAAUUGUUAAAGGGAGGUCACCCAAAAAUGAAAAUUCUGUUAUUUACUCACCCUCAUGUUGUUCCAAACCUGUAUGACUUUCUGCCAUAGAUGUUAGGAAGUGUGUUAGUCACCAUUCAGUUUCAUUGUAUCUUUUUUCCAUUUAAUGGAAGUGAAUGGUAAGGCUGUCAUUCUGCCUAACAUUUCAUUUAGUGUUCCACAAAAGAAGAAAAGGUCACAUGGGUUUGGAACAACAUAAUGGUAAGUAAAUGAUUACAGAAUUUUCAUUUUUUAGUUAAAUAUCUCCUUAAAAUUUCAGGAUUGUGUCAUUCCUUCUUUGAGGAAAAAAAGGUGAAAAAUAAAGUUAUUUAAAAAAAAAUUUAAAAUAGCAUUUACAGAGAUAAGAAAUUAAUGUUUGUUUUUAUUUUGUGUGUAUUAUGUAUUGAAAUAAGGCAGAAAAUAGCUGUACCUAUAUAGUGCAUGGCAAUUAUAAGAGAGAGAAGGUUCUGGAUCCAGACACAGACUUUGACCUCUCUCUCUCUCUCAUGUAGAGAUUUAGCUGGAUUGUACAUUUACAGUAAGUGUCUUCUUGUGAUUUACAUCAUUUUAAAUAAGUGAAAAAUCUGCCUGGCUUCUUCAUCACAGAGAUAUGCUUUAAAAGAAGUGUGUGCUUUUUCUAUUGGACCAUGCCGCACACACUUAAAUGGUUGCAUGGGGCUGGAAAAGUUGUAUGUAUUGUAUUAUGAAGUGUAAUGUUAGUCAAAGUUUUCUUAUCACUGCAUUUUUUAAAGGGUUCACACCCUUUUGACUCAUGAAGUUUUAUUCCAUGUUGGGAUUUAGUAUGGGGCCAGGAUUAGGGAAGGAGGGUGUGGCGUGGUGGGAUUUUGGUUCAGAAAUGUCCGCCAUUUAGAAUUGUGUAAUUUUUGUCCCACUUUCCCCUUUGUAUUCCCCAGUGUCUGUGAUAUUCACGAACACAUUUUGGGACUGAAAACACCUCACCUUUUCCCCUUUGAUUUCACUCAAGUAUCUCAUAGCACCUUAUAAACCAGAUCAGAUGUCCCACAUGAAGGAUGUUAAGAGUGGAUGGUAGAUAAUAAUGCAAAUCUGCCAUGCAGUCUUUCGAAAUUACUUCCUAAUGAGUUACUUUGAAAGUGGCAUGAAUCAAGCUAUUAGAAAGAAAACUGAAUGAAAAUGUGUUAACUAUUGCACAACACAUUCUAUGAGACAAAUUAAAUGAUUCAAACAUUGCUCAUGACUUUCCUGUAUAGAAUUUCCUUAGCUCUAAAAUCUGGUGUUGUGCUGAUUAGUGGAUACUCUUAAUGGUGAGUGUCUGUGGUCAGUAGGGAACAGAGAAAGCUCUUUCAGAGAACUUUUCCUUAUGUAUCUAUUCAGAUCAUUGGCUUAGAAGAGGGAAAAGCUUUCUACACUGUAACCUAUGAAUAAAGUUUUGAAUGUAUAUACAAA